GGAAAGGGGGAGGGACUGGAGGGGAAACGGCGGGGAAGAGGGACAGGAGAUGGGGGCCGGGCUUCGGAGGGAAGGCGUCCCGGGGCCGCCAGCACCGCCUUCCCGUCCCCGCGACCCUCGCCCUCCUGACUCUGAGAAGCCGCGUCCCUCCACCCGCGCCUGGUGCCUCAGCUCUCGGCUCAAAGUGCCUUCUCCGGGGAGAGCCCGGCCAAGCCCGCGCCUCCCGCGAGGGUUCCCGCGUCUGCACCUGUUCGCUGGGCGCCCCGCACGUGAGCGCCACGAGGGCACCGCGGCCACGCCUCCGUCCGCGCACACGCGGCGCCAGCCCGGAGCCUGCGCCCUUCGGGCCGGCGCCCACCCUCCGCGCCGAACACGCCCCGGAAGAGCUGCGUCGGGCCGGGGAGGCGGGGAGCGAGCCGCGCGGAGCCCGGGCGCCGGAAGCGCAGGUUCCCGCGGGCCCAGAGGCAGCCGCGCCCGCGGAGGCCGCCGGGAAGCGCGGCGGGAGCGAGCGCGGCCGGCCGCUCGGGGCCAGUGCGCGUGCGCGGCCUCCUCCCGCGCUGGGAACAUGGCCGCGCGGUGCCUGUGGGCGGCCCGAGGGCGGGUGCGGCCCCUCCUGGCGGCGAGGGCCGCGUCCGACGGCAGGGCACGGCCGCUGCCUUUCAGCACCGCCACCCAGAGGACGGCCGGCGAGGACUGCGGCUCUGAGGACCCGCCGCUGCGCACAGAGCGAGCCUUGAAGCUGAGAGCCGUUAAACUCGAGAAGGAAGUCCAGGACUUGACCGUCAGGUACCAGAGAGCUGUAGCUGAUGGCGAAAACAUACGAAGGCGAACCCAGAGAUGUGUGGAAGACGCCAAGAUAUUUGGUGAGAGGUUUAUUCAUAAUAAAGGUAUCUGUGAGCUUAAGGGCACUUGCUCGCCAUGCUGCACACUGCUUAGCAAAACACCCACGCCCUACCCUUCCUGGAUCCCCACAGGCUCUCCUCUGGUCCUGCUCUCUUGGAAUGUGGUCAAGUGAACCAUUUGCUCAAAUGACGCUUGCGUGUCUGUUCACCAGACCUCUGUGAUUUUAGUUUUCAAGCCUCUGUGGUGAACAUUCCAGUGCUUAUACAGGCAGUUCUGUUUAACUCACUAAUUAACAAGUGAGUCAUGAAAAUGUUCCGAGGCGAAUCCAAAAAGCAGAUACACAGGCCGUCAGAAAUGCUGAAAUUUGCUUCAGGCACGCAGAACUGGUCUAUAUGCAUAGUGCGAUGAUCAGCAGUGUCCCCACCAAUUUUCACAACUGCCGACAAAAGUCCUUUGCAUCACCCUCAGCCGUCCCAGCUUGCUGCGGUGUGAGUCAAAGGCUCGGACCACUUGGAAUCCGACAGCCCUGAAAGCUGUCCUGGGUCAAAUCUGUUUUUGCAGUCGUGACAUUGAAUAAGCUUUUGGCCCAUUUCCAAGCCUUUGAGAAAUUUCUCCCCGAAUGUAGCACGUCUCGUUCCGGAUUUGCUCGUGACGAUGCUAGCUGAGUAAGGGGUUCACGCGUGAAGGGCACAUGUGAUGACUUUUGCUGUGCCUGCAGUUUUUGGUUUUUUUUUUUUUUUUUUUUUUCAUUUUUUUUAUUACUCCAAUGAAUUGAUCACAUCUGUAGUUGCAUAAUGAUGAUCACAAUCUGGUUUCACCGGAUUCCCAUCCCACAGCCCAAGCACGCGCCUGCAGUUGCAUGGCGUGCAGCGUUACAGGUUUUCCGUAUUGGACUUUGCUUUGGUGCCUGAGAACCUUUCUGAACGCGGUAUGCAGUCUUACCUAGUUCUUGGCUCUGAACAGCUUCCCCACUUCCCAGAAAGCUUCCAGGUCCUACGUCUCCCAAGAGAAAUGCUGGCCCAUCGCUUGGGUAGCCCCCUCUCCCGUGUGGGGCUCUUGGCGCGACCUGGGGUUCGCCCUCUCUGGGCCGUGAUUUCCUACCAGCAGUGAGAAUGUCUGGUCUCUCUGUAGGAAUUCAGAGCUUCUGUAAGGACCUGGUGGAGGUGGCCGACCUUCUGGAGAAGACUGCAGGGUGUGCUUCUGAAGAGGCCGAGCCUGGGGACCAGAAGCUCGUUCUAGAGAAGAUCUUCCGAGCGUUGUCGCUUCUGGAAGCAAAGCUGAAGAGUGUGUUUGCCAAACACGGCCUGGAGAAGAUGACCCCCCUUGGUGCCCAGUACGACCCGCACGAGCACGAACUCAUUUGUCACGUGCCCGCCGGCGCUGGGGUGCAGCCGGGCACCGUGGCACUGGUGAGGCAAGAUGGCUACAAACUUCACGGCCGCACCAUUAGACUCGCCCGGGUAGAAGUGGCCGUGGAGUCGCAGAGACGACUCUGAAGCUGCUCUCCCCGAGCACAGCCGCCUGGGAUCCCUUUAUUUAUUUCCCGAGGUUUCUCUGGUACAUGAGGUACUUCAUGUGAUCUGUUCUGGAUUUAGUCAUAUUGGCUUUAUUUCUAAGAUACUCUCUUGAUUUCAUGUGACCUGUUUGGUCUCAUCAGAAGUCUUGCCAUUGGGCAUUUGAACAGUGUGUGAUAAGUGUUCCUGUGGCCUUAUCAAAAUAUGUUUAAGAAAAUUAUCUUAAAAUUGGUACUCGGAUGACUUCCAAUCCAAAAUCUCUUUUAAAGGUGGAAAUGAGUAUAUGUUUAUGUACUUUCAACUAAACAUUCCUUCGAAGGGUCCCUGUAGCAGGACCUGUAUAGGGCCUUGUGUUUGUAGGAAGAGGCGAUGGUGGGAUUGGUUCAUUAUGUGGGUCCCGAAAGAGCAGGCUGCAGAGCUGGAGGAAUUUAGAUCAUUUGGGUUGAUUUUUAUGCACACAGAUUUUCAGGAACUCCCCUUUUGAUUUUAUUUUCCUUUUAGCCAUCUUUUGGCCUUGUAGUUCCCGCCAGGUAGACUUCAGAAUAUCCGUACUCACUGGCCCUUUUCAACUCCCAUUCGCAAAACUAAAGGCCCAGGCAAGACGUGGGGGGGAUGCAACAAGAAAUCAAACAUCCAGAUCCCUUUGGAGCAAGUACGGCCAAGAAGCCCUGAGCUUGCUUGGCUGAGCUGUCGCCAGACCAGCUUCAGCCCUUCUGCUUCUAUAAUCAUUUCAGGGAGAUGGAGGCGGCCCAGCAGCUAAGGCCCUACAUCCGUCUGUGUAGGUCCUUUGCCCCUGACUUCUCCUUAAAUCCCCGGCCAUUUGGUCAGUGUACUUUGUGGUCCUGCAUGAGAUUAUGUGGAGAGGUGGUCGGGACAAAACCAUUAGCUCCCCGAGAUUUCUCAUUGCCAUUUCAUGUGGUUCUGCUGGGUUUGGGAGGUGUUUUGCCUUGGGGGUUUUUUGGAGGGUUGGUAUGACAAUUCACUACCUCUCUGACACUGACAAGCUUUAUUUCCUAGUUUUUGUAUCUGUCUUAUGUCUCGUGUGUAAACAUCUAGCUUCCCUUUUAUGUCUUGACCUCCUAGAGUUAAUGAGCCUAUGAAUGUAUGUUUUAGUUCAGACUUGGUAUUGAUUGUGUCCUGUCAAAGGUUAUUCAAUAACGAGUCAGUGAAUGAAUGACACAUCAAUCAGACAUUAGACAGGAGGUCGUUAGGGAUACUUUGAAGUUAGAAGCAGCGUUAAUGACUGUAUAAUCUCACCCUUUGAGCUCUUCUAAAGUGUGAAAAUAGUCUUUUUAGGACCAGACUCAGAGAAAAAAAAUCUCUAGUAAAUGAAAUGUCAGUACGAAUUUAAGAAACAACUAGAUAUUAACUUCAAUCAUUUAGGAUUCAGAGUUCCCAUUUGGCGCAGCGGAAACAAAUCCGACUAGGAACUAUGAGGUUGCGGGUUCGAUCCCUGGCCUCGCUCAGUGGGUUAAGGAUCGGUGUUGCUGUGAGCUGUGGUGUAGGUUGCAGACCUGGCUCAGAUCCCUCGUUGCUGUGGCUGUGGCGUAGGCCGGCAGCUGGGAGCUCCAAUUAGACCCCUAGCCUGGGAACCUCCAUAUGCCGCGGGUGCGGCCCUAAAAAGCAAAAAAAAAAAAAAGAUUCACAAGUUCUAUAACAAACAUGCAAAUAUGUCCCCAGCAGACAAUUAAAUGUGUUUAGGUGUCCGCAUUACCCAGGGUUAGGUGUCAGUUAGUCACCCAUAAAGUAAGUAAAUCUCUACCUGAACUUCGAGACCCCGCUCCGCGGAGUGGUGAAGGCUGCCCUCCCGGAUGUCCUUGCUGGUUCUGGCGCACUGCACGGACGUGUCAACAAAGUCUGACCGGCUCCAUCAGGUUGAGACACCUUAAAAGAACAAAUACUUGCUUCUAAGAUGCACACAAAAGACGGGAGGUGAGAUUUUAAAACCAGAACCUCUCUGGCACUCCACUGAGUGCGUUCUGUGACCAUAGUGAGCAGUCCGCAUUCACGGUAGGAAGUUGUCUUUCUUUGCCUUCGUUCCUUUGAUAGUGGCAAAUGGUGACCCCCAAAUUGAGCCCACUGUAAUCUCCUGUGUGUUCUCGGGUUACUAGUUAUUACGAGUGAGUGAGAAGAACCGCAACGUUCGGGAUGCAAUGUUCUAAGUACUUGAAGAGUUUUUAAUAUUCCUUCCAGCCUCCUAUUUUAGCAAGCACAUUAAAAAUAAUUUUAGAUUCUUCUAUUAUUCAGUAGUUUUGCAGACUUAAAAGUAUAAUUUAGAAGAUGGAGCUGCAACGGUGAGAAUCUCAAAAAGCUGACGGGCUUGCAGGAGCCAGCGCAGCACAAUAAAGCGAACGCCCUGCAGGCACUGACUCUGCACGACCGUCACUCACUCUGCUGAGCCCACUUCCCUGCCUGUGAAAUGGUUUUAAUCCUCAAGAUAUUGCAAAGAUUAAGUGAAACGUGCCAACUGACUAUUAGAGUAGGCCCUCAAAUAUUUUUUACGACAUUUUAUUAUGCACAUUGUUUUUCUGAUGUUUUUAUUAUUACCUAAAGUCUAGGGGACGGAGAAGACUGGUUAAGUGGUACUUGACUUUAAAAAAAAAAAAAAAAA
This is a messenger RNA of Sus scrofa (pig), 4968 nucleotides long. The record is from RefSeq and is a predicted model, not a curated record. NCBI's taxonomy places the organism in Eukaryota, Metazoa, Chordata, Mammalia, Artiodactyla, Suidae.